GAAAAAUUAAGGUUAUGCUAUUUUGUUGUAGCGGUGUUUAAUUAGGAAUUUUUUAGUUUUAACAAGCGAAAUUAAUAACGGCUGAUUAAAAGAUAGAAAAACAUAUCAGUCUUAGAAUGAGGAAAGUAUGCGCCAAGCAGUGGAAGAGGCUCUCGAAGGAAGAAUAGGAUAUCUUAAAGCUUCUAAACAAUUUGGGAGAGGAUUCAGGGAAAAAGGGAAAAGGGAAGAGUUGGUGCGACACAUUUUGUCUAUGGAAUCGCGACUAUUUGGUUUUACUUUAAAAAUGACUUUCGAAGUUUGGCUUUUCAGUUAGCUGAACGCAAUGGCUUAGCUAAUCGAUUUAACAAAGACAAAAAAAUGGCCGGUGAAGUUUGGUUAUACAGUUUUCUAAAGAGACACCCAAACGUUAAACUUCGUACCCCUGAACGAACAUCACUUGCUAGAGCCAUGGGCUUUAAUAGACCUGCUAAAAUACCAUCCGAACGGAUUUGGAACGUCGACGAGACAUGUAUAAUGACAGUGCCAAAGAAAAGAUCAAAAUGUUUAUCACAAAAAGCAAGUUGUAUAUCUUCAGUUGAACGCGGCGUUCUUGUUACUGUGGAAAUUUGCUACUGCUGGUGUAUUUAUGCCACCUACCUUUAUUUUCCCCAGAUCCAGAGCAAAAUCUGAGCUGCUAGAUGAUGCUCCUCCUGGAAGUAAAGCUCUUUAUCAUUCGUCAGGAUGGACGCAAAAAGAGAUUUCCACGAAUUGGCUCAAUCAAUUUAUUGAGUUCUCCAAACCCUCCAAAGAACAUCCUGUGCUGUUACUUUUGGACGGACAUACGACCCACAAAAAAAAUUUAGAAGCUCUGUUUUCCAUCGUAUACCACUCACCGUUUGCAACCUCUAGACGUCAGUUUCAUGUCCAGGACGACCAGUUACAAUAUCUCAGAUAGGCAAGCUUUACGGACAAGCAUACAUGAAAGCUGCUAGCAUUCAAACAGCAGUCAAUGGGUUUAAAAAGACAGACAUUCAACCUCUUAAUCCAGAAGUCUUUGACGACUGGAUGUUUGAGCCAGCUGAAACGACAGACACACCGAUGAACAAUUCUUUAAUUGGUCUGGUUGAACAAAAUAAUAGGCCACAUACACCAAUACCACAGAACCGAGUUGAAUUUGAAGAAGAAAAAGAAGGGUAUGAUGCAGAAAAUGUUAGACACUCUCCAAGAACACCGUCAUUGCCUCCAGAUCCUGUCACACCACGAAAAUCACCCAAGGUGUUUGAAAAUAAGGAUUAUAAUACUCCUCCUCCUGUUUCUUGCAUCAAAUUCUAUACAAAUGCGACACCAUCCACCAGCACGAAGUUUGAAAUAACACCUCAACAAGUAGUUCCACUUCCUCACGCAGAAAGAAGAAUUAAUGCUAAUGAUGAAAGGAGAGGAAAAACGGCUAUACUAACUUCAACACCUUACAAAGAAGAGCUUGAAGCAUCUAUAGAGAAAAAGCCUAACAAGAGGCCCAAACUGAACUUGAAAAAAAUCAAAAACCAGAAAAUACCAAAGGAAAAAAUAAAAAAUGUACCGGAAACCGGUUAA
This is a messenger RNA of Diorhabda carinulata, 1572 nucleotides long. RefSeq lists its product as uncharacterized. The coding region runs from base 958 to 1572 and encodes 204 amino acids. Lineage: Eukaryota; Metazoa; Arthropoda; Insecta; Coleoptera; Chrysomelidae. The record is from RefSeq and is a predicted model, not a curated record. The transcript has 3 exons.